Molecule: messenger RNA, 679 nt
Organism: Vombatus ursinus (common wombat)
Lineage: Eukaryota; Metazoa; Chordata; Mammalia; Diprotodontia; Vombatidae
Gene: MRPS12
Product: mitochondrial ribosomal protein S12
Exons: 2
Coding region: 158-586 (142 amino acids)
Biological process (GO): translation
Cellular component (GO): small ribosomal subunit; ribosome
Molecular function (GO): structural constituent of ribosome
Source: RefSeq, a predicted model, not a curated record
AUGAGGCGGGGACGCCUUGGAGACUGCGCCUGAAUAUGUCCAAUCAGAUGAGGACUAACCAGAGAGACUGACAACCCUCCCGUCCAAUCGGCGGUUCAUUUCUGCAUUGCAUCGCAACGCCCCUCCCGCCAUGCCUAUCGGAUAAUAAAACUAGCCAAUGGGAUCUUGGAAGAUCCGGAAGCCUGCCCACCUGACUGCUGCCUUAGAAGCUCUCUGCCUGGUCCCCAAGAUGCCACAGAACCAGCACUGCCCCAUGGCCACGCUCAACCAGAUGCAUCGCCGCGGCCGCCCCAAAUGGCCCCCAGCCAGCCCCGGCCCCACGAACGGCUGUCCCCAGCUCAAGGCCGUGGUGCUGAAGACGAUGAUCCGGAAGCCCAAGAAGCCCAACUCCGCCAACCGCAAGUGUUGCCGCGUGCGCCUGAGCACGGGUCGGGAGGCCAUCUGCUUCAUCCCCGGCGAGGGCCACAGCCUGCAGGAGCACCACGUGGUCAUGGUGCAGGGAGGCCGCACCCAGGACCUGCCAGGCAUCAAGCUCAAGGUCGUGCGGGGCAAGUACGACUGUGGCCACGUGCAGAAGAAGAAGUGACAGGAGUGCUCAGGGGUGGCUGGGACGGAUGGACAGAUGUGGCGGGAGCCCAGGCGGCAAAUAGGCAAAUAAUACCGUCAUGGUGACCCUUUA